Messenger RNA from Periophthalmus magnuspinnatus, 1528 nucleotides. RefSeq names its product SGT1 homolog, MIS12 kinetochore complex assembly cochaperone (gene sugt1). The transcript is spliced from 13 exons. Gene Ontology annotation, biological process: protein stabilization. Bases 115 to 1089 code for a protein of 324 amino acids. The record is from RefSeq and is a predicted model, not a curated record. NCBI's taxonomy places the organism in Eukaryota, Metazoa, Chordata, Actinopteri, Gobiiformes, Gobiidae. Gene Ontology annotation, molecular function: protein-folding chaperone binding.
GGCUGUUGCCGGAUGUUGUCAGUCGCAGCUUUGAGCAGUAGCCGCUGUUUCACGUUUCCGUGGACGGUCUUCUCUAGAACUUUCCCGUAGCACCGUGAAGUCCCAGGCACAGCGAUGGCAACUGAACGCAGUUUCCCUGAUAGCCAAAUUGACGAGGAUCCAGAGAAAGCUCUAGAGGCACUGAACAAAGCCCUGCAGGAAGAGAAAGACAAUGCUGAGUGGUUCUGCCAGCGUGCCUAUGCCCACAUCCUUCUGAAAAACUACACUUGUGCAGUUGAUGAUGCCAGGAAAGCUCAACAAUUAAAACCUAAUCUUCCACAAGCUUUUAUGCGCACAGGAAUAGCAGAGUACCACUUAAACCAUCUGGAACCGGCACACGCAGCCUUCACUCAGGGACAGCAGCUCGACGUUUCGGACAAAUCCUUUGAGGUCUGGAUCAAGCGUUGUGAAGAGAAAAUGGGAGAAGAAAAACAGAACGGCGAUGUACCCAAGCAACAGCCAGCGGCACCUGUAGUAAAACACGACUGGUACCAAACAGAAUCUCAAGUCAUUGUCACAGUGAUGGUGAAAAAUGUUCCCAAGGAUGGUGUCUGUGUCAGCUUUACGGAAAGAGAGCUCUUGGCCACAGUACGACUGGCUUCAGGGGACAACUACAACCUCAAUCUUCACCUCCUUCAUCCGAUCGUCCCUCAACAGAGCACCUUCAAGAUCCUGUCCACCAAGGUGGAGAUCAAGAUGAAAAAGACCGAUGCCAUCAGAUGGGAGAAGCUGGAGGGAGAAGGACAAGACUCCAACAUCAAACAUUUCAAUCCCCAUCAGUACCCAUCGUCAUCUCACUACACUCAGAAAUGGGACAAAAUGGUGGUGGACCUAAGCGAGGAGGAGAAGAAUGAGAAGCUGGAAGGAGAUGCAGCACUGAACAAGCUUUUUCAACAAAUCUACUCGGAUGGCACAGAUGAGGUCAAACGCGCCAUGAACAAGUCUUUUAUGGAGUCGGGCGGCACAGUUCUCAGCACCAACUGGACAGAUGUUGGAAAGAGAAAAGUGGAGAUGAAUCCUCCAGAAGAUGUGGAGUUUAAAAAAUACUGAUGCUUUGGUUUGUGUGUCUUUGUGUCUGUUUUCUCUCAUUUUACACUCGGUGCACCUGAAAUUAGCAGCCUCCAUGGUUGAUUCGUUUCGCUCUGAACAAAACCACCCGUGGCCUGCUCAUGGCCAGCAGGGGUCACAUCAUUUGAAUAAUCAGUUCAGGAGAUCAUUUUGCAUGAUUUGCUUUGUGAUGGUUUUCAUACUGACAAGAACAGACUUAAAUGGAAAAUAUUCCCCAACAGAAACACCCACUGCCUUUCUACUUGGAGCCUUUUCCCACACACACUACCACAUUACUCUUGUAAAAAUGUAAUAUUAAGAUUGGAUAUCUUUAAACUAUGGUUUCUUGGCUCAUUUCCUGUCAGUCAUCUUGUGGUUCAGCACCUGUUACUCCCUUCGACUUCUGGUGUAAAUAAAAGAUUCAAUGUUUGGCUCAAAGUAA